Molecule: messenger RNA, 1477 nt
Organism: Aethalodelphis obliquidens (Pacific white-sided dolphin)
Lineage: Eukaryota; Metazoa; Chordata; Mammalia; Artiodactyla; Delphinidae
Product: optic atrophy 3 protein homolog
Exons: 2
Coding region: 399-782 (127 amino acids)
Biological process (GO): regulation of lipid metabolic process
Cellular component (GO): mitochondrion
Source: RefSeq, a predicted model, not a curated record
GCCUGUGCUCCGCAACGGGAGAGGCCACAACAGUGAGAGGCCCGUGAAACGCCCCCCCGAAAAAAAAAAAGCAUAGUGUGGCAGUAGUAACAUGAACAUUGCUCUAUAAGGCAAGAGAAAACAGUCCCGGCCCUUUUCCUGUGUGGCCCAGAGAUAGUUAUUCUCUGAACCCCAGUUUCCUCAUUUACUUAAAUAGAGAUGCAAAGACUUGAUGAACAGGUGAUAGGUCACGAGGACGUUGAACAAGCAUGACUCAGAGUAUGAUCAGAACAAACAAAAAAGGAAGAGAUUCUCCCCUCAGGCUUUGGGAGGGAGCGCAGCCCGGCUGACACCUGAUUUUGCCUCAGUGAUGCUGAUUUUGAACUUCUGUCCCUCGGAACUUGUACCACUGGGCCGAGAUGCGAGCCAAGAUGAGCCUCAUGGGCUUCAAUGCUGAAGCCGUCAAGCCGCUGAACGAGGCGGCGGCCGCCGAGCUGGGCGCCGAGCUGCUGGGCGAGGCCACCGUCUUCAUCGUGGGCGGCGGCUGCCUGGUGCUGGAGUACUGGCGCCACCAGGCGUAUCAGCGUCGCAAGGAGGGGGAGCAGCGCGCCGCCUGGGACGCGAUGCGGGACGAGGGGGGCCGCCUGGCGCUGGCGUUGGAGGCCCUGCAGGCGCAGGUACAGGCGGCGCCGCCGCGGGGCGCCCUGGAGGAGCUGCAGGCACAGAUGCAAGAGUUGCGCGCCCAGCUCUGCGCCCUGGACCCGCCGCCCGCGCCCCAGGCAGAGCCCACGCCCGAGGAGUAGGGGGCCGCAGGGCCCUGGUCUCAGACGUGACUGAUGCCUGGGCUGCCAUGUCUGUCCCCACUGUCCCUUCCUGAACCGGCCCAGCUAAUAGCACCAGGUCCCUUUAGAGUCAGAAGGGAUCUUGGACUGGGGCUGAUCCAACCAGGCUUCUGGUCACCUCCCUACUAACCUGCCCAGUGAGGAGUACCUUCCACUGGGACACCCCCAUCCACCGGUGGAACGUUCCAGCCCGACCCCCAUCGCCCCACCGCAUCCACUGGUUUAGCACUUUGGAAUGGAAAAGCAGUGUCUUCCACUGGACCCCACCCACGCACCAACAGGAGGGCCAGCAGGGCACAUGGACCAUUUAAUUUUGUCACUCAUACCUCCAACUUACCUGAGGAGUGGUCCUUUCCCUGGGACCCUCAUCCAUUACACCAGGACACCUCAUCCCACUUCUUCACUGGUACCGACCAUUGUAGUGAAAAUAUAGAAACCUCUGAUGGACUUCCCUACCCCUUGACCUUCCAUCUACCUCACUCUUCCGGGGGGGCAGGGAGUAGGAUGGAUCUUGGUGGGCAUUAGCUCCAGUGGGUCUCCCUGUGGCUCUUCUAGUCCACCACUGGUGCCUUGACUGGGGUCCUCCCCUCUUUAAGUGGAUCAUUCCAACAGAUCCCUCCACCCUUUCCUCCAUCCAAAUCUCCUCUUCAGAGUAC